This is a messenger RNA of Antechinus flavipes (yellow-footed antechinus), 610 nucleotides long. Its product is annotated as 60S ribosomal protein L39. Gene Ontology annotation, biological process: translation. The transcript is spliced from 2 exons. Gene Ontology annotation, cellular component: ribosome; cytosolic large ribosomal subunit. The coding region runs from base 273 to 428 and encodes 51 amino acids. Lineage: Eukaryota; Metazoa; Chordata; Mammalia; Dasyuromorphia; Dasyuridae. The record is from RefSeq and is a predicted model, not a curated record. Gene Ontology annotation, molecular function: structural constituent of ribosome.
GCCGGCCUUAAGGCUUGGGAAGCUGACCUUGCUGUGCGCGGGAAAGUGCCGGGUAACCCGGCCGCGGCGGGCUCUCCUGCACGUGAGAAGGAGCCGGCCCCGGAUCUUUUCUCUGUUGCUGAUCUCGUGGAUCCGGGGGACAGCGUGUGGGGAGGGGACGUUGCCCAUGGAGACCCGUCGCCCCUAGCUGGAAGAAACGGCCACGGUCCUGGCUGGGCCCUAAGGGCCACCCCAGGUUGUGCUGUUGUUUGGCUGCCUGCUGAGACCUCAUCAUGUCUUCGCACAAGACUUUCAGAAUUAAGAGGUUCCUUGCUAAAAAGCAGAAGCAGAAUCGUCCCAUCCCUCAAUGGAUUCGCAUGAAAACUGGCAAUAAGAUUAGGUACAACUCGAAGAGGAGACACUGGAGAAGAACCAAGCUGGGGUUAUAAAGAACUGUGACCAUGGUGGCUUACGUUCACUCUUUCUCGUGUCCAAAACACCUUGCCAUGUUACCACCCUGAUUUUGCAAAUUCCAAAGCUGCAAACAAAGCAAACUUGUUAAAAAAAAUUGCACUUUUGUUUUCAUUUAUUUUAUUGGUUCAGUAAUAAAUGUGAUUUUAAGUGAAAAUAA